ACUGACGUGACGCGCGGAAGUCCUGAACUCACUUUAAAGUAACAGCACAUUUAACUGUACAAUGGGCAUAGAAUAAAAAUUAAUUUGGAAGAAAGUAGAUAAUCGACGCUUUGGUGGGCUUGUCUUCUGGACAGGUCGCUGCAGCUGUAGUUCCAGAGCUACAGGCAAGGAUGUCUGAGAGGGAGGAAAGGAAGUUUGCAGAGAUUCCACGGGAGUCUUUGAAGCUUAUGGCAGAGAGUGUUGGCAUUGAUCUUUCAGAUGAGGUGUCGUCUAUGUUGGCUGAAGAUGUUUGUUACAGACUGAGAGAAGCUGCUCAGAACAGCUGUCAGUUCAUGAAGCAUGCCAAGCGCAGAAAAUUGACUGUGGAAGAUUUUAACAGAGCACUUCGAUGGAGCAAUGUGGAGGUAGUAUGUGGAUAUGGUGCCCCAGAUACCCUACCAUUCCGUUCUGUUAAAGAUGGAGAGUUGUAUUUUGUGGAGGAUCGAGAAGUAAACUUGGUGGAGCUGGCUUUGGCAACCAACAUUCCAAAAGGCUGUGCAGAGACCGUAGUGCGAGUUCAAGUUGCAUAUCUAGAUGGAAAAGGAAACCUGGAACCUCAGGGAUCAGUCCCAAGUGCUGUUUCCACGUUGACUGAUGACCUAAUGAAAUAUUAUCAGCAUGUCACCCGAGCUGUUUUAGGAGAUGACCCUCAUCUGAUGAAGGUGAAGUCCGUGAGUCAUGAUCUCGACCAGUUGAACAGACUUCUGCAUGUUGUCAAGAGCCUAAUUCAGAACCCUUACUUAUAUCUUGGCUCCUACGUCAAAAGCUUAAUUGCUAGUGUUAUGUAUUGUACUCUAGAGCCAUUGGCUGCCUCCAUCAAUCCACUAAAUGAUCACUGGACUCUGAGGGACUACGCUGCUAUGCUUUUAAGCAACAUUUUUUGGACCCAUGGAGACUUAGUGAGUGGUUUGUAUCACCAGAUCCUGCUGUCUCUACAAAAAGUGUUGGUCGAUCCUGUUCGCCCCUUAUGCUCGCACUAUGGAGCAGUAGUUGGCCUUCAUGCACUUGGCUGGAAGGCUGUGGAAAGAGUUUUAUACCCUCAUCUUUCUACAUACUGGUCAAAUCUGCAGGCAGUGCUGGAUGACUACUCUGUUCACAAUGCACAAGUGAAGGCAGAUGGACACAAGGUGUAUGGAGCCAUUCUGGUGGCAGUGGAAAAGCUUUUGAAGAUGAAGGCACAGUCAGAAUCUUCUUGUGGACCUGGCUGUUCUGCUGUGAAACAUGCCCAUGAGAGUUCUCCACGGCUGAGCCCUCUGCAAGACCCCCAUGCAGAAUUUGGAUUUGGAAUUGCCAGCCAUCUCCUUCAAAUGGGUAGUAGUGGACUGCAACCAGGGUCAGGGAUUUCAACUGAGAGCCCUUCUGUGCCUCUGCCAAAGAUGUACCAGGAGCUGUAUGACUUUUUUGGUGAUAGUCUAGCUAUCCGCUUUGGUACUGGGUCUGGUGGUGAGCCUCGGGACAAAGAAUGUGGGAAUGUCAAGGUGAUGGAAAUAAAAAAGGAACCUCCCUCUUUUGCAGCAGUUGAUCCUGUUAGAAAGAUGCCACAACUGACAGCAAACGCAACUGUAAGUCCUCGAGGUGAAGAGAGCCCUAAGGCAGACCAACCACCAGGAAGACCAGGCUUUCAGCGUUCUGCUAGUUUACAGAGAUCAAAAUCUACCACCCGACAGGGACAUCGCACUGGAUUGAGAGAUGCCUUUCAGAAAUCUCGCUUUGUGCACCGUGUCCCUCAUUUCAACUUUAUUAUUGCUGGGCGCCAGACAGGUCGUAGAUGUAAAGGGCGUUUGUUUCAAACUUGUUUCCCACAGUACCAUGGACCAAGUCAUGCUUCACGCUAUACACAAAAACUACCUAUGAUUGGGAGGAUAAGCAAGCCUGUCAAGAGAUGGACAUGCUCCGAAUAUUCGUUGUACCUUCCUUUAUAAAAUAAUAAAUAAAAUGGACUUAGACCUAGUUUAA
Messenger RNA from Protopterus annectens (West African lungfish), 1995 nucleotides. RefSeq names its product TATA-box binding protein associated factor 6 like (gene TAF6L). Lineage: Eukaryota; Metazoa; Chordata; Ceratodontiformes; Protopteridae. Gene Ontology annotation, molecular function: transcription coactivator activity; RNA polymerase II general transcription initiation factor activity; protein heterodimerization activity. Gene Ontology annotation, cellular component: SLIK (SAGA-like) complex; transcription factor TFIID complex; SAGA complex. Gene Ontology annotation, biological process: transcription initiation at RNA polymerase II promoter; RNA polymerase II preinitiation complex assembly. The record is from RefSeq and is a predicted model, not a curated record.